AUGCCAUUGUACAAAGAAGACAAUUUCUUAAUAAUAAGCCCCGGUAGCGAGUCUACCUACUUUUCAUUUGGAUUGAAAGAUACCUUGUCUCCACCACAAUUCAGAAUCCCCACCGUUGUUUACCAAGACCAAACAUCGAAUGAAUACUUUUCCACUAAAGUUUCAGAAGAUAAUGCAAAUACUAGUACUGAUGCUGACACCAGUGCCAGUGCCAGUGCCAAUGCCAGUGCCAAUGCCAGUGCCAGUGCUAAUGUUAAUUCCAACACUGACACCAACGCUACUUCUUCUAUUAACUCCACACGGAAGGAGAUUUGGCCGAUUCGGGAUUCCAAAAUAGUUGAUCUUGACGCAUUUAACGCAUUGCUCCGAAUCAUCUUAUCCAGCGUAAUUAAACAGCACCCAAUAUUGACUAUCAACCAGAUCCCCAUGUUGCUUAUAGCUCCUAGUCUCACUUGGUCUAAACGACAAGUGGAGUAUAUCACAAAAUACGUGUUUGAAAAAUUGGAAAUCACAGCGUUUAAUGUCGUGGAUCUCAGUCUUGCUGCAACAUUUAGUAUUGGAGGAGGAACCGUGAAUACAACUGUGGUCCACGUUAGCGAGAACAACACUCAAAUAGUUCCAGUUAUUGGUUACCAAGCGAUCAGGUUUUCUGGACUAUACAUCAAGGACGCGGGCGAGAAUAUCAUCAUUGAAGAGUUUAAACAAACGAGCAAUCGAGAAGAUUUGAGCACUUUUCAAAUCAAGGAUUUACUUCACAGUGGAGUUUUCGAGUUCUUACACGAGGGCCAAGAAACCUUUCACAAUAAGAGAAUAGAUAAAACCACGGAUGGCAAAGACGACGAAGAAUUUGACGUUGCAAAGACCGUUGUUAACACCGAUGGUGCUGAGGAAGCCGAUGAUGCAAACAUCAAAAACAACCGAGACUUGGAAAACAACUAUUUCAUAGACUCGCGCACAAAGGAGAAAAUCACUGUUGGGAAAGAAAGGUUUGUAAGCACAUCAAAAUUAGUCGAUAUAGUUACCAAGGGUAUUUAUGACACCCUUCUCGGGAUUGACGAUUUGGAUAGAAGGCAAGAUUGUUAUGACAAUAUCAUUCUCGUUGGCUCGGUAUUCCAAAUCCCAGGCUUCAAACUGCAGGUGAUCACAAAACUUAUGCAGGACUAUUUGGUGACGGAACCGCCAACAGAGAAACAGAAUGGCAAUACAGACGCGGCAGUGAAUGCCGCUAUAGCAAGAUACCAGCAGUCUGAUGACUUUGUAGAUGACGCAAACAAUGCACACCUGCUGCUGUCGCUAAGCCAAGUGCCCAAUAAUAUCAGCUUGGCCAAGUUCCCUGAUUAUUUCCCAGAAUGGAAGAAGCCAAAAGCGCUAGGAGGCUCAUGGCAAGAUGUUUAUUUUCUUGGCGGCGAAAUUUACGCAAAACAGAUAUUUUCGGGCGGAUCGCAUCAUCAUAACAAAGAGUUGUUUGUAGGAAGCGAUAUGUAUGAAGAAAGAGGACCUCAAAGCAUUUGGGAUGUGACUAUCUAG
Messenger RNA from Lodderomyces elongisporus, 1527 nucleotides. It is a transcript of the gene ARP9, whose product is annotated as Arp9p. Lineage: Eukaryota; Fungi; Ascomycota; Pichiomycetes; Serinales; Debaryomycetaceae. The transcript has a single exon. Bases 1 to 1527 code for a protein of 508 amino acids. Gene Ontology annotation, cellular component: RSC-type complex; SWI/SNF complex. The record is from RefSeq and is a predicted model, not a curated record. Gene Ontology annotation, biological process: regulation of transcription by RNA polymerase II.